AUGUCGAGUGAUGCGGUGGAUGGCUUCUACCUUUUGGGAGGAUUUGGUUCCAGCACCGUCACCUUGUAUUUCUACGACCGCCAGGCGAAUGCAUGGUCCACAUUGACGGACAAUUCGGGCCCUAUGCGCCGAUAUGGGUACACCGCUGGCUGGAGUGAGAGCGACGAUGGGCUCUAUGUCUUUGGGGGCCAGGAUUGGUCCACCUAUUCCCACCUCAAUGACUUCUGGUUCUAUAGCCGCCAGGACAACACUUGGCAGGAGGUGAUCUGGUGGGGUUUUCCUUCUGUUCGGAGAGAGGCCGCCAUUGUGACGAACAAUGAAACAAAUGAACUCUAUAUCUUUGGGGGGGCUUUGCAGAAUGGGACACAUCUCAAUGACUUAUACGUCUACCGCAAUUGUGGAUCAACUUGCGAGACCAGUCUUACAGCCACGACAAGUAUGACGUCAACUUCGACGUCACAGACCUCCACUACACUGAGCAACACGUCCACAAGUGCGACUUUGACGACUACGACAAUCACAUCAACGAAGACGAGCUCAUCAACCACAGCCAGUGAGACAUCCACCUCGAAGUCCGAGACUAGCUCGACAACCACAGUCAGUUGGACUUGGACUUCGACGUCCAAGUCGCAGACUGCAACUACGGUGACCUCAACGUCUACAAGUCAGACAUUGUCGAGCUCAACGACCUGGACCCAGUUCAGUCCGCGGAACUUCUCGCAAGACGUCAGCGUGGGCGAGGUCGUCGAUGAGCUCGAUCGCGGUGCCCAGUGGCUCGCGAGUCAGCUCAGCGACAGCAACGAGGGACAAGUUCUGGAGACCAGCCUCGGAAACAUGACUGCCAUGGCGUUAGUGAAUGCCACCAGCGCUGGGACUUAUUCGCUCUUUCUUCCAGAUCUGGAAGCUGGCGCAGCCUUUCCACCGGAGGUCUUGGGUGGAGAUCAAGUGCUUGUCCUGACUGCGUUCAAUGAAGAGGUGACGGGCAGCUUAGGGGUGCCUGAGGAGAAUGGCCAGCCACUGGCCAGCGUGGGCCUCCCUGCUGUGGACGUGUCGAUCAUGCGCACCCGCACCGGCAGGACCUGGGAAAAGGCCAGCAUUCGCACCGAGAGCCCCAUCUUUGUGCAGUUGUCCAAGAAUGCCACACCAGGGCCUUCUUGGGUCUGCGCCUUCCAGGAGGGCAACGGGACCUGGUCCACAGAAGGCCUUCAUAUGGCGACUCCAGAAGAACUUCGAGCUUCGUUUGGCGUCGAAGUUCCAGGUGUGUGGUGCGUCACCUACCACCUCACUUUUUUCGGUGUCUUUGACGCCCUGCUGGAUUGCACAAAUGCCAACGUAUUGUCCCAAGAAGGUCUGGCGGAGAUCCAAAACCUCAAGAUCACUCGUCUACCGGCCGCAAGCUUCUUCCUCUUGGUCCUGUGUUUGUGGCUUCUCCUCCUCUUUGGCUUUGCACAAGACCGGAAGCACGGGCGGACAGGACUUUGGCGGGAUCAGUUCUUGCUGCUCGAAGUGCUGCCAGUGACAAAGCGGUCCAACUCAAAGCGUGCAGCUGAGAGCGAGCAAGCAGAUCGCAGCACCGUCAACGAUGCAAACUCCAAGCUGCAAUCCAUUCAAGAGAAGAUCCGGACAAAACGGAGCCUGUCCAAGAUGCAAGAGCGUGUGCUUGUGCAAAAUACCCUUCGGGAAGCUUCACUGCGGCAUGGCCUCACCAUCAGUUGCAUUGAGCAGCACAUCUGGGGUGAGAAUGGUUGGGUCCAAGGUAGUCCAUCGCUGGAAAACUCCUCUGUGCUGAAAGCCAUGAAAGCGGACAUGGUUGAAACUCUGCCGUAA
Molecule: messenger RNA, 1827 nt
Organism: Durusdinium trenchii
Lineage: Eukaryota; Dinophyceae; Suessiales; Symbiodiniaceae
Source: the annotation of a GenBank genome assembly